Molecule: messenger RNA, 529 nt
Organism: Trifolium pratense (red clover)
Lineage: Eukaryota; Viridiplantae; Streptophyta; Magnoliopsida; Fabales; Fabaceae
Product: small polypeptide DEVIL 3
Exons: 1
Coding region: 179-319 (46 amino acids)
Biological process (GO): negative regulation of cell population proliferation
Source: RefSeq, a predicted model, not a curated record
UACCAUGGACCACAUUAAUUUCCCUAUAUAAGGACACCCUUUCGGAGCCCCCAUCAACAAACAAACACUUCUUCAAGGAGUUCUAACUUUUCAACAAUAUAUUCAACACACACAUAUUAGUGUAUCAUCACACAAUCUCCACACUACAAAGUAGAACAAAGAAAAAGAGAAUACAAAAAUGAGUAGUAGUGAUUCAAAUAUGAAAGGCUCAAAGAAGAAGGUAUCAUGCAAAAAGCUUGGAGGGUAUCUCAAAGAGCAAAAAGGAAGAUUAUACAUAAUUAGAAGAUGUGUUGUUAUGCUUCUAUGUUGGCAUGACUAAAUCAAUUUUCUUAGCAAAUCAUGGAUUAGCAAAUGCACUACUCAAGGAUGAUCCUCUUGAAGCUGAAGUCUUAAGGAUUGAUAUAUCUAGAUUUCUAGCUAGUUUAAUUAAGUAUAUGCUGAAGAGAAUUUUAAGGGCUAUGCAUUUUGCUCUUUUUCUUUCCCUUAUGUAAAUACCAUAGAAAGAAAUGUUUGAGACAAUUUUCCUUCA